Molecule: messenger RNA, 912 nt
Organism: Suillus plorans
Lineage: Eukaryota; Fungi; Basidiomycota; Agaricomycetes; Boletales; Suillaceae
Product: defective in Cullin neddylation protein 1
Exons: 6
Coding region: 1-912 (303 amino acids)
Biological process (GO): positive regulation of ubiquitin-protein transferase activity; protein neddylation
Cellular component (GO): ubiquitin ligase complex
Molecular function (GO): cullin family protein binding; ubiquitin conjugating enzyme binding; ubiquitin-like protein binding
Source: RefSeq, a predicted model, not a curated record
AUGCUCUUCUAUCAGACUUUUGCUCCAUCACAGGCGCAUCGUGAGUUUCCGAUCGAUCGAGCUGUGGGUCCCCGAGUUAUUGAUCUUCUUCGAUUGCGCAGUCCGAAAGAUGCAAAGCGGUAUCUUGACAAGCACCAGAGACGGCUUGACGCGGCGAUUGACGCUUAUUAUCAAGAGGGCGGAGGUAGGACAACCGUGGCUUCCACUAGCAAAUUGAAUGCCCUCUUCGAGAAAUACAAAGGCGAACCACCGCUGAAUACCCACGUCUGUACAGAUCCCAAUGGAGAUGAAAUUUCAAUAGACGGGACUAUUCAGUUGUGUCAGGAUCUCAAAGUAGAUCCAGAGAAUGUCGUUCUACUCGCAGUAGCUUACGAAUUAAAAUCUCCGAGAGUUGGAGAGUGGAACAAGAAAGGUUGGGUAGAAGGAUGGUCACGACUUGGGUGUGAUACAAUUGACGGCAUGAAAGAUACUCUGACGCGGCUGCGUGCAAAGUUGGGAUCUGACUCAAACUAUUUCCACAAGGUAUACGAUCACACGUUCAGUUUUGCUCGGACGGAAGGGCAGCGGAGUCUCGCGAUCGACACGGCACUGGCUUUCUGGAAUCUAUUACUUCCAACAGGUCUGACAGGCGGUGCGCUAAAACACGAAUUGACAGGUGAAGAUAUAGAUAUGGACGGCGAGGGAAGUUUUGGAUGGACAGAUGAGCACACGCAAUGGUGGUUCCAGUUUUUGACGGAGAAAGGGGGUAAGGGUGUGAGCAAAGACACGUGGAUGAUGCUGUUUGAUUUCAUCCGCGCCAUUGAUUCCCAAUUUUUGACACAUGAUGCCGAGGCUGCAUGGCCGUCAGCGAUAGACGAUUUUGUGGCUUGGGCAAGGGCAACGGAGAAAGUCCCGCCCCCAGAAGCGACAUGA